This is a messenger RNA of Drosophila rhopaloa, 3744 nucleotides long. RefSeq lists its product as uncharacterized. Lineage: Eukaryota; Metazoa; Arthropoda; Insecta; Diptera; Drosophilidae. The transcript has a single exon. The record is from RefSeq and is a predicted model, not a curated record. The coding region runs from base 1086 to 2699 and encodes 537 amino acids.
UACAAUUACCCCUCCCCCCUUCUCCCCACAAACCUCUUUGAAUUUCGAGAACAGUGGCAAAGCGACGGAACGACAAAAAAUAAAUAAAUAAAAUUAAACAAAAAACUAUCAACAAUAAUAAGCCCGCCCGCAACAGCUGCUUUUCCUCUCCUCUCCACACACCACACUACUCCUCCUCCACUUCUCAGCUCUUCUCCUCUCAAUUCUCCGCGAUUCUUCUUCCCCGCCCCUUUGGAAAACGGGCAGAGAGGCAGAGCUGCAGAGCCGCAGAAAGCGAUUUCAGUUCAACGACGGCAGCGCACAGGUGCCAUUCGGAAAGUGCGGACGUAGAAUGUUUGCCGGGGAUUCCACAGUCCACAGUAAUUUUCACCUUUAAAAUUUCGGUGGAAUUUACCUUAGCAGCGGCGUUAGCAUCGAGUCACGGGAUCUCGGCCUCACAUCGUUUUCCACCACCUCUUUCCCUUUUUAACUAAAGUCUAACUCCUUGCACUCUUUCCUAUACUUAUUUUCCAAACUCUCUCUUUCCUAAACUUACUCUUCAUACUAAAUCACUCUUCCCCACAAGAGGAAUAGUUCCUCAACGCCUUAAAAUAUAAUUUUUACCAUUUUUUACGGACGUUGCCUACCAUUAUUCAGUAGAAACUCUAUUUCAUCAUCCUUCCCUUAUCACCAUCUUUAUCUCUAACUCCCCAUUUUCUCUUUCUCUUUCCCUUUGACUCUAACUCUCCUCUUAGCUCACCAUUUUCCGUUUUCUACUUUAACUCUGCACUUUAUUUUCACUUCUCCCAUUUAUUUAUUUUUAAAUUUCCUUUACGUUUACAUGUUCUUUCGAUCAACUUUUUAUUGUUUUACUUUCUAUAUUAAAAGCCCCCUUCAAAACAUUAUUUUCGAAACACUAUUUUCUAUCCCAUGCACUGUUCAUUUUCAUUCCUUUGUAAGAUCAUCCUUUUCACGAAUCCCUAACCUUGUCACUAGUUUCAGAUACUUCUUUCCUUCCCAAUACCCACCUGUCACCCUUUCUGAACACCUUCCAAACCCCCUUCCCCAAUCACCCCUUCCCUCGAUCACCCCAUUAUCCAUGUGAGAUGAGUGCGUGCGACGGUUCGGGAACGGUUUCGCGAACGUCUGACGCCCCCGCUUUCCAAUUCGAUGUCAUGCCAAAGAUAACGACGCCGCCGUCGACGGUGACGCCUACGCCGGCAGCGACGCUGGCAGAGACGUCGAAAGCGACAACGACAACGGUUAAAAUUGAAAAUAAAUGGCCGGCGGCAGAGGCAACGGCGUUCAGUUAUCAGCGAACAGCGGAGCAGAUUGGAGCUAAAACUAAAACACCACCCACCCACAAAAAAAGUGAGCAGAAUAUAACCGGAAUAAACGAGAUCUGCGGCGGUGGUAAUCCAUGUGAAGAGCUCCCCAACAAGUUGGCCCUUCGCAAGGCUCAAUUGAAAGCGGCCUUUUUCGGCACCGGAAGUACUACUUGCCAACGCACUACCAGAGGCACCACUCACGGCACCUCUUACCGCACUGCUUACCCCACCAGCAAGACGGAACCAGGCAAGCCGGUGCAACAGCUGAUCGACCAGUUCCAGGCCAUGAUUGUCCAGCAGCAACAGCAGCAGCAACAGAUGACCGAGGGGGAGCAUAAGGCCCUGCCCGGAGCCACUGCCUCCAAUUCGGAUGAGGGAUGUAAUGUCACCGGCGGCGGACUGAGUCCCUACAGCAGUGACAACGAGGACAAUGGCCUAUCCCCGCGCCAGCAGAAGCUCAAGGUCACACGCUGUGCCAGCAGUGAUUCCGCCCUGGGUCUGGAUGUGGACGAUGGCUGUGGCAUGGAUGUGGUGAUGCCGCCACCCCAACGCCGGAUGACGCUCACGGUGACGGAUUUGCCCCUGCGACCGGCACUUCUGCCCCUGGCCGAACCCACAGCCCUGCCGGAUUCACCCCUGACAUCGCCCACCGGCGGAGCCAACUCCAGUUGCGUGGGUGUGCCCACCAAGGUACUGCUGGAGGAGCGAGUGGUGGUGGCCGCACCGGGAUCGCGACGCGAAUCCACCCACAGUUCCUACAGCGAACUGGGGGGCAGUGGACUGCCCCUGGGCGUGCGCUAUGUACGCACACCCUCAGUGGUGGUCAGCGACUACUCCGACGACAUAACCGCCUGCGGGAUUAGCAUGGAGGAGAUGGAGUACUUUCGGCUGCAGCGGGCGCGUUGCCAGCGUCGCUGUUCCCUGGAAGCGGGACAUGGUCAUGGCGGACACGGAGGCCAUGGUGGACAUGCGGGAACGGCGGGAAUGGCACCGGGAUGCGCCAAGGACGAAGGCCAGUCGGAUGUCAGUGCGGCCAGUAGUUGCAGUAACCUAUACUAUUGUGGCUCCACCAUUUCCGCCCUGGACGGAGGCGAGUGCAUUGUGAAUGGCAUCCGAGUGGCGCUGGCCAGGAAGAGCAGCACGCAGAGCAGCAGCCUCAGCGGGGAGGAGGAGGAGGAGGAUGAGGAGGAGGAGGAAGAGGAGGAGCACGAGCAGGAGGACAAUCUCGAGGAUCCCGACGAGGAGGACUUCGAGCGGGGGGAUCGCGAACGGGAGCGCCAGAUCAGCGAGCUCCUGGCGGCCACGCAGCUGGGCGAUCGUCAGCGGGAUCGCUCCAAGAAGGUAGGCGCCCGCAAUGACGUCACAAACCAGGGAAAUCUCAAACUAGACUAAAUAACUUUGGGUGGCGAAAAAGGACAAUGUCUAGUAAAUUUAAUAUUAACCAAUUUUUUUUUUGUUUCUGCGAGCAUAAAAGAGCAGUGAAUGAGGGCAGGUCUGAAUGGCAGCGAAAGAGAUAAGCAGUUUGGUGCAUAUACACAGGGAGAAACGGGUGCUAAAAAAAUGAGGAUCAAUAAUUAAUUCCCAAAUCAAUUAGAGAAAACACAAAUCUUAAAGCUUAGAUCCUUUUAUGUUGUUUUAGAGCAGUAUUAUAUCUUGAAGGAAGAAAAUAUUUUUUAGUUUAUUAACUUGCAAGACCAUUAUAAUUAAAGUACCAAAUGAAAAAGACUAUAUUAAUAAGACUUAUACAAUAUAUUAAAAAUAAAACAUAAAGGAAAUCUUUUGUACUAUGGAAUUGAAAAAAGGGAUUACGACAACGAACCAUUAAUUUCAAGAGUUUCAUCUUGUUCUAAAGAUAGCCUUGAGAUCCCCUGAUCUUACCAUGAGAUUUACAAUUACAGAACGAUAAGUUCCGACAUCAGCUGACGUUUUUUCCCACCGUGUAUAUGCAGGUAUUUUUGCGAGUGUUUGUGUGCGUUUGCUUAAAAGGCUGUUAAUUAAUUUGAUUUUUAUCUUAUCACAAAAAUGAGGUUCUGUUGCUCCGCUUUCCGUUUGCUAUUAUUAUUAUUAUUAUUCCCUUUUUUUUGUGGCUUUCGUGUGAAUGAGAACGAUAUGUCUGAUGUUGAAAAUUAAAUAAAAAAUAUAAUCAAAAUACGAAAACCUCGGUUCGACUCGGUUCGUUUAUUCCUUUUUUUUAUAUCUAGAAAUGGAACAACGGCAACACACAACCACAGCGACAGCGACGACAAAAAGCUUAUCUUAGUUAACUGUAUAUUGUAUUAUAGAUAAAUAUUAUGUACAUAUAUAAACCAGCACAUAUUUACAUUUAUAUAAUGGUUAUCCCAUUCUUGUUGUUGUCGACAGACGGCAGAAAGUUUGUAAAGCAAAUAAAAGUAUUAGAAACCGAAUUUUCGGCGUCAUGAUAACAAUAAUAAAGCAA